AUGACCGACACCGCUGCUGAACCUUUAAUCCCCAGUACCCGCCACGAGUUCCCUCCCAACACGCGCAACCCAUACACCCGCGACAACGAUGACGACACCGAGCCACACGACGACGAUGGCGACGACGACGAAGUCGACGAGUCUGCCCUGGUUUCCCCCGGCCUCUUCAUCUGGAUCCUAACCAUUUGUGCCGGCGUCAGCGGUCUGCUAUUUGGCUACGAUACCGGCGUCAUAUCCUCGACCCUCGUCUCCAUCGGCACCGAUCUGUCCUCCCGCACGCUCACCACCCUCGAUAAAAGCCUCAUCACAUCGUGUACGUCGUUCUUCGCGCUGCUGGCCUCGCCGCUUACGGGCGUGCUGGCGGAUUCGUACGGGCGCCGGACGGUGAUUUUCGUGGCAGACGUGCUGUUUGUCCUUGGUGCGCUAUGUCAGGCUUGGACGAGUAGUGUGAGCGGGAUGAUUGUCGGUAGGUCGGUUGUCGGGGCUGCGGUGGGGAGCGCGUCGUUUGUUGUACCGCUGUAUAUUUCGGAGCUGAGUCCGAGUCCAUUUCGGGGCCGGUUGGUGGUUGUGAGUAGUUUGUUUGUGACGGGUGGGCAGGUCGUGGCGUAUGUUGUUGGAUGGCUUUUUUCGCAGCGGGUGCAUGGGUGGAGGUGGAUGGUUGGGCUCGGAGCGUUGCCGGCGGCUGUGCAGUUUGUUAUGUUGUUCUUUUUGCCAGAGACGCCGAGGUAUUUGGUCAAGGCUGGGAGGGCGCAGCAGGCGAGGGCGGUGCUGGGGAGGGUGUAUAAGAGUGAGGAGGGUGGAGCUAAGUUGGUGGGUGCUGUGCUGAGGCGUGUGGAGAGGGAGAUUGAAGAAGAGGAAGAUGCGGCUGGUCUGCGGGGUAUGCCUGAGUCUGCGAAGUCUGGCUGGAGAGCAAAAGUAGAAAGAGCGCAAGACAACUUGUCUCAGCUGAUUGUCAUUGGAGGAAACAGAAGAGCAUUGAUCAUUGCUUGCAUGCUCCAAGGCUUCCAACAACUAUGCGGUUUCAACUCCCUUAUGUACUUCUCCGCCACGAUUUUCCGCAUGGUAGGCUUCUCCUCCCCAACCCUAACCUCGCUCUCCAUCGCCCUCACAAACUUCCUCUUCACCCUCGUCGCCUUCCACUUCAUCGACCGCAUCGGCCGUCGCCGUAUCCUCCUCUACUCCGUCGCAAUCAUGAUCCUAGGCCUCAUCAUCUGCGCUAUAGCAUUCGUUUACGUCGAUCUGCCUGCUGCUGCAGAAGAUAAAGUUUUGAUCGACGAUGCAGCAACGAAGACGUGGCCUCUGAUCAUCCUUGUAUCCAUGAUUACGUAUGUGGCCGGUUACGCAAUUGGAAUGGGAAAUGUGCCAUGGCAGCAAUCCGAACUUUUUCCUUUAUCCGUACGUUCGUUGGGAUCGGGCAUUUCGACUGCGACCAAUUGGGGCUCGAACACCCUAGUUGGUAUUACGUUUUUGCCUAUGGUGCAUUUUUUUAGUCCUGCGGUCACAUUUGCGGUGUAUGCGGUUGUAUGCGGGGCUGCGUGGUGGACGGUCUGGAUGAUUUAUCCUGAGACGGCGGGGUUGGGGCUUGAGGAUGUAGGAGGGUUGUUAAGGGAGGGAUUUGGGGUGAGAGAGAGUGUGAGGGGGUUUGAGGAACGGAAGAGGGAGCGGUGCUAUAGAUGA
Molecule: messenger RNA, 1677 nt
Organism: Bipolaris oryzae ATCC 44560
Lineage: Eukaryota; Fungi; Ascomycota; Dothideomycetes; Pleosporales; Pleosporaceae
Exons: 3
Coding region: 1-1677 (558 amino acids)
Biological process (GO): transmembrane transport
Cellular component (GO): membrane
Molecular function (GO): myo-inositol:proton symporter activity
Source: RefSeq, a predicted model, not a curated record